Molecule: messenger RNA, 1541 nt
Organism: Blepharisma stoltei
Lineage: Eukaryota; Ciliophora; Heterotrichea; Heterotrichida; Blepharismidae
Source: the annotation of a GenBank genome assembly
AUGGAAAAGUAUCAGCUGCUGGAAGUCAUAGGAGAGGGGUAAUUUCAAUUCAGAACAUAUGGAACAGUCUAUAAGGCAAAGCAUAAAGACUCAAACUCAUUUUUCGCAAUAAAAAAGUUCAAGGAUAAUGAAGAAAAUGAAAGCGUCAGAAAAACAGCGAUGCGAGAAAUUAAUAUGCUAAAACUUUUAAAGCAUGAGAAUGUAGUAAACUUAUUUGAAGUAAUCAGAAAAAAUAAGAAAAUUUAUCUGGUUUUUGAGUACGUUGAAAGAACUGUUUUAAAUGACUUGGAAAAUUUUCCACAAGGAAUCUCCCCGCUGCAAGUUAAAAAAAUUUUGUAUCAGUUAUUGAGAGCGAUAAAAUUUUGUCAUGAUAAUAAUGUAAGAGAAACAUAGAUAGUUCAUAGAGAUAUAAAACCAGAAAACCUUUUGAUUUCACAGACAGGAAUUUUGAAAUUAUGCGAUUUUGGAUUUGCGAGAGGUUUGAAUUCUUUGAGUGGGCAGUAUACAGAUUAUGUGUCUACAAGGUGAUACAGAGCUCCAGAACUCUUAUUCCCCUCCGUGAGCGAACAAAAACAUUGGAAAAAUCUCUAUUUCUUGGGUAAAAACCAAUUCUCUGUCAGCUAACAAAAAAAUUUAUGAAAAAUUAUUUGAUAUAUAAAAUAAUGAAAUAUCUAGUUAAUUCUGUCAAUUUUAAACAUUAGCAUUUUAAAAACAUCUUAAAUUAAUUUUCUUUUUUCCAUUUUUGAGAAUUGGGAUUUUGAAAAAAAAUUGCAAUGAAACUUAUAUAUAGAUUUUUUUAAAAAAAGACAAUAUUUCCCUAUCCGUGAGCAAUCAAGAUUUUAGUUUGCUCACAGAUAGGAUUUAGUAGGUGAUACUGAAUAUGGAAAGCCAGUAGAUAUAUGAGCGAUUGGGUGUAUCUUAGCUGAGCUUUUAGCUGGUCUUCCUUUAUUCCUGGGAGAAAUAAAAUGCUAAUGUUGACGAAAAUUGGACUCCGAGUUGCACUCCCUAUAGAGCAGGUUGGAUCCAUCUUGGUGAAGCUGAAAGCAGGACCUCUGUCUCUUUUUAAGUAGGUAUUCGGGCCUGGGGAUGCCUUGCCGAAGAGUGAAGUUUUAUUUCUCGCUAGAAUGCUUUCCUGCACCUGCAAGAUGGGUUAGACAAAUUUAGCCUAACGCAUGUUUUUCCCUUGUUGGACCAUCUGAACAUUUACUGACAGCUCUGUCAUAGGGAGCUGAUCCCUUGGGCAGUUGCUACAAACCAGAAACCCAAAUUGGCAACCAUACCUUUCCCUAUUUCGUCUCUCAGAACGUUGGAGGAGGCUAUUUUGGAGCCGAGAUGAGCAAAGGCUAAUAGGCUUGCCCACUAUGGCCAGUUUAAUCGUUUAAGUUUAUUCCCAGGAGAUUCUGAUAUAGAUACCUUAUCGCUUAUAAUGAAAAUUUUUGGUGACAGUCUAUCACAUAAACAGAUAAAUGCUUUUAAGCAUAAUCCUAUGUACUUUGGCUCAGAGGUACUUAGAUAUAUAGACAAUAGCUCCCAUCAGUUAA